Vitrella brassicaformis is the source of this 5965-nucleotide messenger RNA. Lineage: Eukaryota; Vitrellaceae. The record is from the annotation of a GenBank genome assembly.
UACAAAUACGCCUAUACGCGUAGACGGACGGAUGGAUGAGUCUGUCGUCUGUUCGUCGCCCUAUAGUACACAGGAAGAGAAGAGCCCCAUCCAAUCCAAUCAAUGCACACACGCAUCCGAUCCGUCCGCGCAUCAAUCAAUCAAUCAAUCAAUCUCACACAUGACAUGGAUGGGGUGGCCAUGCAUGACUGCACGCAGCAUCCAUCCAUCCAUCCUCCAUCCAUCAGUCGGCCGGCCAUUCAACAAGUGAUCAGAGUGCCACUCCGUCGAGUGUAGUGUGCGCUGAGUGUGCUGCCUGGCUGUCAGGCCAUGGGCAGGGGAGAGAGGGAGGGAGGGAGGGAGGGAGGGCAUGACGCACAGUCCUCUGUACAGCUCAGGCAAGAAGAAAUAGAGGCAGGCAGGCAGGCAGGCGCCAGCAGUAGGGAUGGGCGGACAGGGGACAGGGGCAUGGCCCACAGAAGUGAAGUGGUCAAAACGAAGAGGCGAGUGCUUAAAACGGUAGUGGGGGCAGGGCACGUGGAUUGAAAAGCAAUGAAUGCACUCGAUAAUAUAUGUGAGCCAGCCAGAAAGGAAGUGGAGUAGGCACCAGCCCCUCUGCGCCUGCCUUGUCGAUUGAAUUAGGGCACUUCGAUAAGUAAGAGGAUGAAAACGAUGGAUGGAUGGCAGCGAAGAAAAAAAGAAAGAAAGAAAGACAGACCGGCCGGCCAUCCAUGUGCAAUGAAUGACCCACCCAAUUGUCCGGACCGACAAGACUCCUCCCUCCCACUCUGGUACUUAAUUGCUCGCCAUGCGAACCGACACAUACCCAGGCAGGGUAGGUCCAUACGUAUACGUAGAUAGAGACACGCAAUCCAUCCACACCACGUCGCAGAGUUAGCGAGUACCUUCCUCCCUCCCUCCCUCCCUCUCUCCCUCCCCGGCUCUCUCCUCCGCCAAGCAUCCCCCUCGCCCCACACUGCACACACAUGCAGUGCAGCAAAACAUCAGAACACGACUGACUUGCACGAUGGAUAGGUACGACUGGUCCACGAGCCCCCCUCCCCCUCUCGCCGUCACAACAGGUCGGUCUCAUGGCUCUCUCCCUCCUCGCUUGGCCGUCAAUCGAUCGAAUCGAUCACCUCCUGCCACUGGCUGCUCGUGGGGACGGGGAGGAGUUGUUUGGCGGCACCCGUAUCUGCUGGUGUGGCGGGAGGUCGGUAUACGCAAACGGCUCCUGCAUGGGCUUGAGGCACCAGUCGGCUGUGUCGAACCGCUCCAUGGGGCUGCUCUCGUAGUCGUAGUCCGUCCGCCCGUUGCCGAACAAGGGUGACGCGUGGUGGGGGUGGGGGUGGGGGUGGGGCUGGAAGCUCGAUGUCGAUGUGGAUGAGGCGCCCGCGACGCUCGACUGGACAGAGGGGUCGGACCUGAGUGUCUUGUCGCCGCCUGAUGAUGCUGAGCCGCUGCCGGGCUGCAGCCAACAGCCAAGCUGACUGUUCCACCUGACACACACGGACGAGACGAGGGGGGAGGCCUGCUUUUGUUGCGUCCGUCGAUUGCGUACCCCCCGUACCUCCAGUUUCGUUUCUCGAGGGCAUACGCCGCCAUGCUCUGCUGCAGCUUACCCUGACAGACAGACAAGACACAACCAUACACACACCACACAGUGCAAUGCACCUGCCCCUGCUCCCUCCCUCCCUCCCUCCCUCUCUCCUGGCUCAUCUAUCUCAUUCCCUCCAUUACCUUACCCGGUGGUAUGCGAAUAUGAAGAGUAGGGUGUCGUCCGACAGCACACGCUCAAAGUAGUCGUACGAGUCGGACAGCUGGGAGGGCUCCACGGGGAACCGCAGCUGCACCAACGACGGCUGCAACGGACCGGGGAUCGGCUGCUCCGGGUGAUACACAUGCUGUCGGCACACAUCACAUAUCACAUCCAACGCACACAUUUAUGUGAGUGAAGUUGACUGACACUGAGGUCCAUGUGUGUGUCCCCCGUCCCGCCUUGUUUGUUUACCUCUGACAGUUGGUGGUGCCUCUCGUCUCCCUUGGGCGCGUCCUUCAUGGAGGCCUCCAACACAGCCAAUGUCUGCUGCAGCCGCUCGUGAAGGGACAAUCCUGACCAGGCACACACACACAUCAGAUAAGACCUCUUCGUUCCAUCUCACUCACCUUUGCUUCUCCGUAUUCUGACGUGGGCGAGGCUUGGUAUGGGCCCCUUGCCCGUCGACGCACCACCACCACCGCCGCCACCCUUUCCCCCAUCGCCAUCCGUCGGUUUGCUGUCCUCCCGGCCGACAUCGCGCGACAGCCGUUGCGGCCGGGGGGGCGGGUAGGGCGGGGGCGGGUUGCGCACACUGGGGGGCAGCUUCUGCUGCUGAGCUGACCUGCCAACGUGGUCCACCUCACUGGGCUGCGUGCGCGCCGCUGGUGCUGGCGCAUCUGCCGAUUGUGUUGCAUCGUUUGCCACUCGUGGUGAGGAUGCCUGCACCACAUGUGCCGCAGCUGGUGGGUCGGUCUUGGACUUGGGGGAUGAAGAGGACGGCAGGCUGCUGGCAGAGGGGUUGAGCAGGGGGGACGAUCCCGCCGCAGGUGUGGACGUGUCGGUGUCCGACACACCCAUGGCGGGGCCAUUGGCAGUCGACAGGGCCCGUGGGCUGGCAGUGGUGGCUGAGGGGGCCUUGGCGGCCAUCGUGGGCUUGUACACCGCCUGCCGCUUCGCGCGAUCCACCUGCACACACCCACGCCAGGCCAGGCAACUCACUCAGUCACUCAUUGUUUCCCUCUCUGUCUUGCCGCCCCACCCAAUCCCACACACGCACUUGUCCAAUAGCUGCGGUAGUGGGUGGUGAUGCAGCCGCCGUGGUGCCUGAGUCGCCUUCUGGUGGCUCCUUGCCGCUUGCCGCCGCCGGCUCGGCACCUCGCUUGCCCACACCGUUGGCAGUGGUGGCCGUUGUCCCGCCUCUGAUUGACGGGGGCGAUGCGCCCCUAUCGCUUGACGGCCGCGUGCCGUUGAUAGUGAGCCGGGAGACGUGGUUGGGCUGCUGCAGUCUUGACGGGGGUGUGGCGGCGACGGGUUGUGGGCCGGGGGAAGUCGCGGACGAGGCAGGAGACGUGCCAUUCAGACCCUCCUGCAUUGCAUCAGACAGACAGACAGACAAGGGAGGGAGGUGGAAUAUAUGGAGAAAGAAAUGAAUGAAGGACGGGUGUGUCUCUUUCUUUGAGGGGGGCUAUGCUGUCUGUCUGUCUGUCUUUGGUGCUGGAAUGGACUGUGGUGCCGCGCCGGCCUACCGGUUUUGGAGAGAUCUGAGAUGGUGCGAUCUGACGACAGACAGACAGACAGACCGGUAAAGACGCGACAGCAAGAAACAAAGGGUGUGUGAAUGACGGUCUUUGUCCGUCCAGAGCUCACUCACCUUAGCGUCAUCCGCAGGCGGCGGCCUCUUGGUGCCUCCACCACAACCACCACCACCACUGGCCACUGGUGUUGCGACCGAGUGGUUGGCGUCCGAGUCGACGGCGCCCCAGCUGGACCCGCUGCCGGCCUUGGACAGAGUGGGCGCCGCCCUCUCUGCCGGUCGCUCGCGACCUGUAGCACCCUUGUCGCGAUCCCUCUCCUUGUCCUUGUCUUUGUCGUGCUUGUCCUUGGCUGCUGCUGCUGCUGGUAGUGGCGAUGCGGCCUUGGAGGACGACAUGGGAGUCUCGGGGUGCUCCUCUGAAUGCUGCUCGAUACCAUGCCCAGACAGGUAGGUACAUGCAUGUAUGUGCUAUGCUGUGCUGUCUUGGUGUCCCUCCCUCCCUUCGUCCGUUGCGUUGCGUACACUUGAGGAGAUGAGAGAGGGCCGCUUCGCGUCGCGCUUCAGGACUGACACGCCGGGGUUGGCGCCGGGGGGCACUUCAUUCAUUCAACAACCGAAGGCGACACACACGACACACACGACAGCAGGCAGUGGGUCGUCUUGAGUUGACUGUUUCUGGUUACUGGUGUGUCACUUCACUUACCUGGUCUGCCCAGUUUGGCGAGCUUUGAGUUCUUUGGCGUGGGGUCGUCCUUGGCUGACAGACAGACAGACAGACAGACAGACAUAGGGAGGAGGUUAAUGGGAUGCAUGUGUGUGUGUGUGUGUGUGUGUGUGUGCCAUACCAGGUUCUGAUGGUUCGGGUGCGGGGCUGCCCGAGAGGCCUGAGGCAUUCUCGGACUCAUCGGCGUCUGCAAACAUGAACACGUCACGUCAGGCUCUACCAUUUCAUGUGGCCGGGCCAGGCCAUGGCUGUGUGUGCGAGCAUAGCAUACCGUCCUGCAUGUCUUCCGCCCCCUCAUUGAACGCGGUCAGCUGGUUCUCGUCGUACAGAUCCUAUUAGACCCACACACGGACACAGACAGACAGGUGGCUCGGCUCCUGUGUGUUGCCUCCUGCUUGUCUGUCUGGCUGGCUCGAGUAGCGUAGGCACCUACCUCGAGUGCUUGUUGGUAUGCGAUGACUUUGUCGUCGUCGAUGGUGUCGUCGUCGACCUCGUCCAGCCACAUGACCAAACUGUCCACGAUGUUCUCAACCGCCUCCAACUACAUACAUGUACACCACACCCACACGUGCAUCGAUCGCAUCAACCAACAUGUCAGUCGGGUCGGUGGCUGCCUGUCCCGGACGGCUGGCUGGUUGUCCUUCCUUGUCCCACCCAAUCACUCUCUCACUGACUCAACCAACCAGCUUACAUCGAAGCUGUCAUUGUGUAUCCGCCGGACCAUCUGGUCCAGCUGCACACAUAACAUACACACGUACAAGACACAACAAACACUCUGUGCUGUGCUGCGUGUUCAAGUGUGGCCGUAGGGAGGAAGGUGGAUUCGUUGUCUGUGCGCACGUUGUGUAUGUGGCCCUCGUAUCGGUCGAUGGUGCCCUGGAGAGCACCUAGCACAUUCGCAUCUGAACGAACAUACCAACCACCAUUUACACAAAGCACCCAGGGAGGGAGAGAGGGAGGGAGGGAUAAAUGACAGGGUAGUGGGUUUGUGUACCUACCUACCUGGUCCCUUCUUCUUGCCUCCCUUGCUGCUCUCCUUCUCGAGGUCGGCCUCCACCUGCUCCUUCAGAAGACUCAGCCGAUGGCUCAGCUCCUCUAUCUUGCUGAUAGAUACACACAUACACACACACAUGGAUGGAUGGACACAUCAUAUUUGUCCCAUGUGUGUGACACCCUCCCCUCACGCGAUCUUGUCUUGCUUCUCGAUGUCCUUCUGAUCCAUCUGUGGGACACACACACACACACACACACCGCACAGCCGUGCACAUGCCGCCCAUCCGAUAGAUCUGGCCACGGGCAGCUACCUUAGGUGUUUGCUCGAGUCCUUCUUUGGAGUAGGUCUUCAUCUUGAAGUGCUUCUCCAGCUCACGGAAACGCUCCAUCUCCUGCACACACACACACACACACACACACAAAGACACCCAGACCAACCUUGCAGACACCGCCGCGAACCCGGCGGCUCGCAGGGCCGCUCAUUUCAUUCAUCCCCUGCCCGACCUUUUCUAUUUUCUUCCUUGCUUCGAGUAGGUCGUCCUUCUUGCUGCGCGUCGAGUCCUGCUCCAGCCACUUCUUGAUGUCGUCACGAUGCCUGACACACGCAAAUAGACAGACAGACAGACAACCGAUGGAUACUCUGAGGCCGUCCCUCCCUCGUGUGUCCGUGUGUGUGUAUGUGGUGCAUAGUCCCCUCCCUCCCUCCCUCCCUCCCUCGCUCUCCUUUGCCCACCCACCCAAAUCGCUCUUUGUUUACCGCUGCAGCUUCUUGAGUUCCUGUUUGAGUUUGUUUUGGAGCGUUUCCUUGUGGUCCUGGUUGCGCGCCGCCUCCACCUUGCCCCAGGUGUCACUGAACUCCGCCAGGCCCUCGUCCACCUUCUUGAGACACACCUCUAUCUCCGCAGCCUGCUUCUUCUUGGCCGCCAUCACAAACACACCGAAUCACUCCAAACACGGGCCACGUGCCGCCUCAGUG